This is a messenger RNA of Exophiala aquamarina CBS 119918, 1002 nucleotides long. RefSeq lists its product as uncharacterized. Gene Ontology annotation, cellular component: plasma membrane. The record is from RefSeq and is a predicted model, not a curated record. NCBI's taxonomy places the organism in Eukaryota, Fungi, Ascomycota, Eurotiomycetes, Chaetothyriales, Herpotrichiellaceae. Bases 1 to 1002 code for a protein of 333 amino acids. The transcript has a single exon.
AUGGCCACUUCCCACAUCCUCCUAACAGCGGCAUCCGGCAUGAUCUUCGGGUCUGCAAUCACCGCCUCCGGGGUAUACUCGCCCUCGGUAAUCCAGUCCCAGAUGUCCCUCACCAACUUCCACAUGUUGAAGUCCUUCCUGGCCGCGAGCGCGUGCAGCGCGCUCAUCGUGGUCGGGGUCAACAGGAGCGGCUACGCAAAGCUGACGGCCCGACCUGACUCCUCAUACGGGUGGUUCGGGCGGUACGACGCGAACAUUGUCGGUGGAAUGCUCCUGGGCGUUGGGAUGGCGCUGACGGGCGCGUGUCCUGGCACGGUGCUUGCACAGCUCGCGCUGGGCGUCGGGUCCGCGCGGAGUGUUGCGGCCGGCUGCGUGCUUGGAGGCGUUGCGUUUGUCAAGUUGGGAGGCCAGAUGAAGCGGACGACGCAAAGCACAGCCGCUCCUCGCGACGGCGCCCGUCAGAAAAAGCAGACCGUCCAAGAGCAGACGGGCCUGUCGACGGCGUCCACGAUCCUGAUCUACGAGACCCUCUGCCUGCUGAUGAUCGCCGCUGCCACAUACCUCGCACCUCACACGCGACAAAGGCACUGGCUGAAUCCCAUCGCCGGCGGCCUGCUGAUCGGCAUCGCACAAGCAACCUCGGUCCUGUUCACCCGCAAGACCCUCGGCGCAUCUUCCGCAUAUGCCGACGUCGGCGCGUAUUUCUGGAGCCUCAUCGAUCGCACAUCAGGCCCCGGCAUGUCGAAUAUCGUCUUCGCAUCUGGCGUCGUGGCCGGCGCGAAGCUCAUAUCGCAGUACAUCCCAGCCGUGAGCGAGACGAGUCCACCCAUGGGCGUCACUGCUGCCGUUGUGGGCGGGUUUGUUAUGGUGUUUGGUGCUAGGAUGGCGGGGGGCUGUACUAGUGGGCAUGGGAUCAGUGGGAUGGCGACUAUGGGGCUAAGUAGUUUCGUGACGAUUGCGAGCUUGUUUGCUGGGGGGAUCGGGGCGUCGUUUUUGCUGUGA